CGAGGCUCCUGCCGCUGCCUCCUCAGCCGGUCCACAGCGACGGCGGCGGCCGCGGCGGCUGAGUCGGUGGCAGUGGCGGCUGUGGCGGCUGCUGGCUGAGCAGCGAGUUUCCGAUUUAAAGCACAUCUGCGAGGAAAAUGGCGGCGGGCGGAUCAAAAUACUUGCUGAACAGUGGAGUCAGAGACCAAUAAAAAUAAACUACUUGAACGUCAUUUGACUGGUUAGCCAGUUGCUGAUGUAUAUUCAUGAUGAGCGGAUUAGGAGAAAACUCCUUGGAUCCACUGCUCCCUGAUUCACGAAAACGCAAAUUGCCAUGUGAUACCCCAGGACAAGGUCUUACCUGCAGUGGUGAAAAGUGGAGACGGGAGCAGGAGAGUAAAUAUAUUGAAGAAUUGGCUGAACUGAUAUCUGCUAAUCUUAGUGAUAUUGACAAUUUCAAUGUCAAACCAGAUAAAUGUGCAAUUUUAAAGGAAACAGUAAGACAGAUACGUCAAAUAAAAGAGCAAGGAAAAGCUAUUUCCAAUGAUGAUGAUGUUCAGAAAGCUGAUGUAUCUUCUACAGGACAGGGAGUUAUUGACAAAGACUCCUUAGGACCACUUUUACUUCAGGCAUUGGAUGGUUUCCUGUUUGUGGUGAAUCGUGAUGGAAACAUUGUAUUUGUGUCAGAAAAUGUCACACAAUACCUGCAAUAUAAGCAAGAGGACCUGGUUAACACAAGUGUCUACAAUAUUUUGCAUGAAGAAGACAGAAAGGAUUUUCUUAAAAACUUACCAAAAUCUACAGUUAAUGGAGUUGCUUGGACAAACGAAACCCAGAGACAAAAAAGCCAUACAUUUAAUUGCCGUAUGUUGAUGAAAAUGCCACAUGAUAUUCUGGAAGACGUAAACACUAGUCCUGAAACACGCCAGAGAUAUGAGACCAUGCAGUGCUUUGCCCUGUCUCAGCCACGUGCGAUGAUGGAGGAAGGGGAAGAUCUGCAGUCCUGUAUGAUCUGUGUCGCACGCCGCAUUACUACAGGAGAAAGAGCAUUUCCAGCAAACCCUGAGAGCUUUAUUACUAGACAUGAUCUUUCAGGAAAACUUGUCAAUAUAGAUACAAAUUCACUGAGAUCUUCUAUGAGACCUGGUUUUGAAGAUAUAAUCCGAAGGUGUAUCCAGAGAUUUUUUAGUCUUAAUGAUGGACAGUCAUGGUCCCAGAAACGUCACUAUCAAGAAGCUUAUAUCCAUGGCCAUGCAGAAACUCCAGUGUAUCGAUUCUCUUUGGCUGAUGGAACUAUAGUGACUGCACAAACCAAAAGCAAACUCUUCCGAAAUCCUGUAACAAAUGAUCGUCAUGGCUUUGUCUCAACCCACUUUCUUCAGAGGGAACAGAAUGGGUAUAGACCAAACCCAAAUCCUGUUGGACAAGGCAUUAGACCUCCAGUGGCCGGAUGCAACAGUUCGGUAGGCGGCAUGAGUAUGUCGCCAAACCAAGGCUUACAGAUGCUGGGCAGCAGGACCUACAGCUUGGCCGACCCCAGCACCGCAGGGCAGAUGAGUGGAGCUCGGUAUGCGGCUUCCAGUAACAUAGCUUCGGUGAACUCCGGGCCAGCCGUGCAGUCGCCGUCUUCCUACCAGAACAACAGCUAUGGCCUCAGCAUGAGUAGCCCGCCCCAUGGGAGCCCUGGGCUGGGCUCCAGCCAGCAGAAUAUCAUGAUCUCGCCCCGAAAUCGCGGGAGUCCCAAGAUGGCCUCACAUCAGUUUUCUCCUGUUGCAGGCGUGCACUCUCCCAUGGGGUCUUCUGGCAAUACUGGGAGCCACAGCUUUUCUAGCAGCUCUCUCAGUGCCCUUCAAGCUAUCAGUGAGGGCGUAGGGACGUCUCUUUUAUCUACUCUGUCUUCACCAGGCCCCAAAUUGGAUAAUUCUCCCAAUAUGAAUAUAACCCAACCAAGUAAAGUGAACAGUCAGGAUUCCAAGAGUCCCUUAGGCUUGUAUUGUGACCAGAAUCCAGUGGAGAGUUCAAUGUGUCAGUCAAGUAGCCGGGAUCACCUCAAUGAGAAAGAAAGUAAGGAGAGCAGUGCCGAAGGUUCGGAGAACCAAAGGGGUCCCCUGGAAAACAAAGGCCACAAAAAAUUGCUGCAGUUACUUACCUGCUCUUCUGAUGACCGGGGUCAUUCCUCUUUGACCAACUCCCCACUGGAUUCAACUUGUAAAGAUUCUUCCAAUAGCGUCACCAGUCCCUCUGGGGUCUCGUCUUCAACGUCCGGAGGAGUGUCCUCCACAUCCAACAUGCAUGGGUCCCUGCUGCAAGAGAAGCACCGGAUUUUGCAUAAGUUGCUGCAGAAUGGGAAUUCACCAGCCGAAGUGGCCAAGAUUACCGCAGAAGCAACCGGGAAGGACACCAGUAGUACGACCUCUUGUGUAGAAGGAAGUGUCAAGCAGGAGCAACUAAGUCCUAAGAAGAAGGAAAAUAACGCACUGCUUAGAUACCUGCUGGACAGGGAUGAUCCUAGUGACACACUCUCUAAAGAACUACAGCCCAAAGUGGAGGGAGUGGACGCUAAAAUGAGUCAGUGCAGCAGCUCCUCUGUUCCUAGCUCGAGUCAGGAGAAAGACGCUAAAAUUAAGACGGAAGCAAAUGAAGAGGGAUCUGGUGAUCUGGAUAAUCUAGAUGCUAUCCUUGGUGAUCUGACCAGUUCUGACUUUUAUAAUAAUUCCAUAUCCACAAAUAGUAGUAGUCUGGGAACCAAGCAACAGAUGUUUCAAGGAACAAAUUCUCUGGGUUUGAGGAGUCCACAGUCUGUGCAGUCCAUCCGUCCCCCAUAUAACCGAGCAGUGUCUCUAGAUAGCCCCGUUUCCGUUGGCUCGAGUCCCCCAGUGAAGAACAUCAGUGCUUUCCCUAUGUUACCAAAGCAACCCAUGUUGGGUGGGAAUCCAAGAAUGGUGGAUAGUCAGGAAAAUUAUGGUUCAAAUAUGGGUGGACCAAACAGAAACGUGACUGUGAAUCAGACUCCGUCCUCAGGAGACUGGGGUUUACCAAACGCAAAGGCCAGCAGAAUGGAACCUAUGAGUUCAAACUCCUUGGGGAGACCAGGAGUGGAUUAUAGUGCUUCUUUACCCAGACCUACGGUGGGUGGCUCGAUGCCCACCUUGCCUCUUCGGUCCAAUAGCAUCCCAGGUGCGAGACCAAUUUUACAGCAGCAGCAGCAGCAGCAGCAACAGCAGCAACAGCAGAUGCUUCAAAUGCGGCCUGGUGAAAUGCCCAUGGGAAUGGGGGUCAGUCCUUAUGGCCAAGCAGCACCAUCUAACCAACCAGGUUCCUGGCCAGAUGGCAUGUUGUCCAUGGAACAAGGCCCUCAUGGGACUCAGAAUAGGCCACUUCUUAGGAAUUCCCUGGAUGACCUCCUUGGGCCUCCUUCUAACCUAGAAGGACAGAACGAUGAAAGAGCAUUGUUGGACCAGCUGCACACACUCUUGAGCAACACAGAUGCCACAGGCUUGGAAGAAAUUGACAGAGCUCUGGGUAUCCCUGAACUUGUAAAUCAAGGACAAGCUUUGGAGCCCAAACAGGAUGUUUUCCAAGGACAAGAAGCAGCAGUAAUGAUGGAUCAGAAGACAGCAUUAUAUGGGCAGACAUACCCCACACAAGGGCCUCCUAUGCAAGGAGGCUUUAAUCUUCAGGGACAAUCACCAUCUUUUAACUCUAUGAUGAACCAGAUGAACCAGCAAGGCAGUUUUCCUCUCCAGGGAAUGCAUCCUCGGGCCAACAUCAUGAGACCGCGUACAAACACCCCCAAGCAACUUAGAAUGCAGCUUCAGCAGAGGCUGCAGGGCCAGCAGUUUUUGAAUCAGAGCCGGCAGGCACUUGAAAUGAAAAUGGAAAACCCCACUGCUGGUGGAGCUGCAGUGAUGAGGCCCAUCAUGCAGCCCCAGGUGAACUCCCAGCAGGGUUUUCUUAAUGCCCAGAUGGUCGCCCAGCGCAGCCGAGAGCUGCUGAGUCAUCACUUCCGACAGCAGAGGAUGGCGAUGAUGAUGCAGCAGCAGCAGCAGCAGCAACAGCAGCAGCAACAGCAGCAGCAGCAGCAACAACAAACUCAGGCCUUCAGCCCACCCCCUAACGUGACCGCUUCCCCCAGCAUGGAUGGGGUUUUGGCAGGGCCUGCGAUGCCACAGGGUCCACCCCAGCAGUUUCCAUAUCCACCAAAUUAUGGGAUGGGACAACAACCAGAUCCAGCCUUUGUUCGAGUGUCUAGUCCUUCUAAUGCCAUGAUGGCAUCAAGAAUGGGGCCCUCCCAGAAUCCCAUGAUGCAGCACCCGCAGCCUGCACCUAUGUAUCAGUCCUCGGAAAUGAAGGGCUGGCCCUCAGGGAACCUGGCCAGGAACAGCUCCUUUUCCCAGCAGCAGUUUGCCCACCAGGGGAAUCCUGCAGCAUACAGUAUGGUGCACAUGAAUGGCAGCAGUGGUCCCAUGGGACAGAUGAACAUGAACUCCAUGCCCAUGUCUGGCAUGCCCAUGGGCCCCGAUCAGAAAUACUGCUGACAUCUCUAUACCAGGACCUCCAAGGAAAUCACUGUUCAAAUGACACUGCACUAGGGUUAUCGGGAGUACAGGAUCGUGGUCGUAGGCACCCAGCUUUGAAGAAAGGACCAGCUCUGAUCUCCAUCAAGGGUAUUCCAACUGAUGUCAUUUGAGUAGGACUGGAUUUUAAGCGGAUAUUUACCUUUUUUCCCCUCCUCCUGUCUAUCACGGCGUUCAAAACAAAUAUUUUUGGCAUUCUGCCUCUUAGGGAUGUGAUUCUGGAGUUAAUGGAGUGUUACUGAUCUCAAAACUCUCCUGUGUCCUGUCUUUCUGCCUGGCUAUUCUAUCUUUCAAAUAAAUGUAGGUGGGCCAGAGAGCAUUGGAGAAAACGUGAGAUUAGAGUGUCUGGUUUCUCUAGUUGCAGUAUUGGAGGAAGAGCACAGCCCCAGCCUUCAUCCGUCUUUUACUACCAGGUGGUUCUGUGCCAUGGGCUUGGCGUUUCUAGUUCUCAUCCUUUAAUGAUAGUGUGAAGUUGCUCCAACCCUGUUCUUGAUUGUCCUAGGCUUUAGCUAGGGUUUCCAUUUGCCCCUGACUUUGUCAUACUUCACCUCCAGGAAUUAUCCUUGAUGUCAAAUGGCCUUGCAGAAGGGAAUGUGAGUUGACAGUAUUUAAUCGCAGCAGUAGCAAUUUUUCAUAUGCUAAUGUGCAGCCGAGUGCACUUUAUUUAAAAAGUAAUGGAGAAAUGCAAUAUUCUAGAGGUCUUGAGGAAUGGUGAACCACAUUCCUGGUUUUUGUCUAAUCUGUUGGACAAGAACUGAUUUUUUUGUUGUUGAAAGUACUGGUGUCACCCUUUGCCUAUAUGGUAGAGCAAUAAUGCUUUUUGAGAAUAAAUUGCAGAAAACCCAAGGCCUGGUACUGCAUUCUGAAUCAGAAUUUCGCAGUGUUUCUGUGAAUAGAUUUUCUUUUGUAAAUAUAACCUUUAAGAUAUUAUAUUAUGUAAAAUAUGUAUAUACCUUUUUUUGUAGGUCACAACAACUCAUUUUUACAGAGUUUGUGAAGCUAAAUAUUUAACAUUGUUGAUUUCAGUAAGCUCAGAGUGGUGAGGUUACAAACAGAAGAGACAGCCCCUGAAUUUUGUGGCCUGGCGGAGGGGACAGCAGUCCAAAGCUUUUCCUUCCCUCCAGCCUUAGAUGCCUCGCUCUUUUCAGUCUCUCAGUCUAAAAGCUUUUUAAAGAGAUCAUUUGUUUAGAUGUAAGCAUUUAAUUUUUUUAAAAUUCUUCUAACGGAACUAAGCACUUUGUUAAUUUUGGGGGAAAGAAUAGACACGGGGGAAUAAACUUUUACAAAAAGGUAUCAAGAAUUUAAAAAGAUCAAGCAAUUUGAUUUAAAAAAAUCUUGGAUUUUAAGCAGUCCAUAAAUUAAUAGCAAUUUCAUUUUUUUUUUUUUUAAAUUGAAUAUGCCAUCUUUUAUUCCAUUUGAGGAUUGAGCUAAGGUUUGGGUUGCUGGGAUCUGAAUCCCACAUGGAGCUCUCAGGAGUAGAGUCUUUGAUGUGUGGUUCCUGGUGUCUGCUCAGCUGUCUUGUCGUUCCGCUAAUGGGAUGUUUUCCUGAGAUUAGGGAUGAUGUUACGAUUAUUUCUUAAGGACUCAGUCUCCAGAAAAGUCAGCUGUGCGUGAUUCAGAGUUGCAGCCUGAGCACUUUUCACUCCCUCCCUCCGCCACCCCCUGCCCUGUUCUGCCGUUGCUAUUCCCCGACACUUGUUAUGAUCAGUUGGGAAUAGGGGGAAAAAAAUCAAGGUUAAUCCCUGUAUCUGGUUUAUUAGGUUCAAACAAUUGAAUGAAAUUGGUUUUUUGGAAUAUCUUUCAAAUGUCUCUGCUAGCCUUGGUGUCAUUUCCUAGCAAUAACUGAGAGCCAGUUAAUCUUUUUAACAUAUAUUUAAUCUUUCUAGGUGUCUCUGAAGGUAAGAUCAUUUAAUUUCUUUGACUUGCUUAUGAAUAAGUGAAACCUGUAUUUCUGGAACUGCCACUAGAGUGAAUUUGAGUCUGACACUCCCCUCCAGCCCCCUGCCCAGUAAAAGAGAAAUGAUUGUAAAUCCAUUAACUUCCAUCAUGGUGGCCUGUACGUUUCCGAUAACACAUCCUCCUCUCUGGAGACAGGCGCAGCUGAGUAAGAGUCUCCGUCUUUUUAGACACAGUUGUUUUAGGUGUAUCUGAACCUUUCUUGUUUUAAGUCAUGCGUGCGUGGGGAGAAACAGAAUGGUGCUCUUACCUUUCUUUAAAAAAAAAGAUGAUUCUUUUCCUUAGUCUUGACUCCAGGCUAACUGGAAGGCAGCACCCCCUUUUUAUAUGAAAAAAAUGAAGUUUAUUAUAAGUUUUUAUAUUUUUUACUUGUUCAUUUUCUUGGUGCCAACUUAAGGUUUUGAUUUUCUUUUAAUAGAUGCAGUCUUUGAAAUAAUUUGUUGUUUUUAACCUUUAUUGCCCUUUUUUGGAUAAUUCUCUUUGUACUUCUGCUGCCUACCUCUCCUCAGUCCCUCCCCCCGCCCUUUUUUAAACCUUGGUCUCUGUUAGGUGAACAUUAUAAGUAAUCUUUUCAUCUGCUUUUAGAAUGUGAGGUAUUUCCAGUACACCUACUUUUUUGCUGAAUCCAAAGAUAUAUAAAUAUAUAUAUUUUUAAAGAUCAAAGUGAUAUAAAGGAGAUACAUGUUUCUUCCUUUAAAAAAACAAUUCAUUGUUAAUGUUCAUAUUAAUGAUGCCACUUUUCUAAACUGUGCAUCUUGAUGGAAAGGUGUAAAUAUCAAUCAACAGGACUGCUUAGUAAUCAGUAUUUAAAACCUAAGGUGUUGGGGUAUAUAGGGGCGGGGUGCUAUAGAACAUGAUUGGCUCGCUGUCCUAGAAGUUCUUUGAUUCAGAGAUAGAUGCAGCUGGAAAGUAACAGAAUGGAGUGCCAGUUAUUCAUAUGCCUGUCCAGUUACCCUUUUUAUUUGCAGAAGCCAUGAGUUUUAUUCACAAGUGGGAAGUUUGUAGGAGCAAAACCUCUAGGAUAGGUGUGUUUUCCUCCUGCUGUAGAGGAGCGAGAGCUGCUGUUUGGCUCCAGGGCAGACUGUUUAAUAACGAGCAGGGCGUUCUUUCUUUUUCCACCAGAUGGAAUUUCGAAGAUGGAAAUGUCAUUCUGAGAGCAAUAUUUAAAUUCUCAGGAACUGACUUACAGUAUUGGGAAUGAAUUUAAUUUCAAUCAAGUUUACAUUAAAUGUUGCUUUUCAAAAAUCUAAAUCAUUCUUUACACUGCAAAGAAUCCAAACCACAUGGGAUAACUUAUGAGAUUGUUGUGUGAUAAGCUAUGACUGUUUUGCUGAUUGUUUUGGGUGUCGUUGUAAAUAAAGGUUUCUAUUUAAAAUUGAA
This is a messenger RNA of Pteropus alecto (black flying fox), 7892 nucleotides long. It is a transcript of the gene NCOA3, whose product is annotated as nuclear receptor coactivator 3. Gene Ontology annotation, biological process: positive regulation of transcription by RNA polymerase II; cellular response to hormone stimulus. Gene Ontology annotation, molecular function: nuclear receptor binding; protein dimerization activity. The transcript is spliced from 23 exons. The coding region runs from base 246 to 4517 and encodes 1423 amino acids. Gene Ontology annotation, cellular component: nucleus. The record is from RefSeq and is a predicted model, not a curated record. NCBI's taxonomy places the organism in Eukaryota, Metazoa, Chordata, Mammalia, Chiroptera, Pteropodidae.